Molecule: messenger RNA, 195 nt
Organism: Penicillium samsonianum
Lineage: Eukaryota; Fungi; Ascomycota; Eurotiomycetes; Eurotiales; Aspergillaceae
Exons: 1
Coding region: 1-195 (64 amino acids)
Source: RefSeq, a predicted model, not a curated record
AUGACCGGAUGUCGGUCACAAAGUAAAAGCUGUUAUACACUUCAAGAAGCAGGCACCUACAUGGAAAGCGUGGGUGCAAGCGACGCACAGGAGGUCCUCAAGAGCGGAGCAGGAGAAACAACACCUCUGGGUGGGAAUGGAUUCUAUGCGGUUGCGAAUGGGGCAAAUCCUGGGAUUUACCCUUUUUACCAGUAG